AUGCGACCGACGGAUCGCCUGGGCGCCCGCGCUCGAGAUCCGGAAGAGCUUGUGAAGGCCAUCAAGGACCACAAGGUACCGAACACCAGUCAGGCGAGAUUGGACUGGUUCAAGCAGGACGCGUUGAGGCUGGCCCGGGCGUGCAGGCAGUUUGUGGAUGCGGCGGGGGGUAGCACAAUCUACAAAGUUGCGCGCAACGUCCAUGUCAGCGGAUACGUGCGCGCCUGGCGGAUCGGUUAUCCGCUGUUCAAGUACAUAGGCGUCAUGGUCCUGGGAUUCAGACUGGAGCAGCACGACUUCAAGAAAGCGCUUAUCAUCUUGAAGGUCUACACGGCGGGCGACCUGGCUCUAUACAUGUUCGGCCUCCAUGCGAUGCGCCGUAUGCUCACGCUGUCAAAGUUGAAACGGCUGUAUCAAGUGGCACAACUUGUGAACUCCAUGGACCAAUAA
This is a messenger RNA of Klebsormidium nitens, 450 nucleotides long. The record is from the annotation of a GenBank genome assembly. Lineage: Eukaryota; Viridiplantae; Streptophyta; Klebsormidiophyceae; Klebsormidiales; Klebsormidiaceae.